This is a messenger RNA of Truncatella angustata, 1890 nucleotides long. RefSeq lists its product as uncharacterized. Lineage: Eukaryota; Fungi; Ascomycota; Sordariomycetes; Amphisphaeriales; Sporocadaceae. The transcript has a single exon. Bases 397 to 1473 code for a protein of 358 amino acids. The record is from RefSeq and is a predicted model, not a curated record.
GAUUGAUACCUGGCUUGUCAUAAGAUAUAACAAAUACCUGGACUUGCGCUCACUGCAAGGUCUCCACGAACAAACAGCCCCCAAAGCCCCCGCAUAGCUGUCCAUUUAUGGGCUCACUAAGGAUUUAGUGCAGGCGCCACGAAGUUACGGGCUGCGAGAUAUCCGGCCAAGCCGCGCAUAGUCGUCGCGAUGGAGUCCCUCAUGGUGUCCUUUAAACUCCAGCUCUGCCAGGAACACUGAGCCUCUUCUUUGACGUCAGGGCUAAGUAGUCAACACUACUAUUUCGAAACAUUGACUGGCCUUCUUAUGGUGCUGGUAUCCUCAUCCUCCUCCUCCUCCUUCUCCAUUAUGACUUGAUCUGGCAUCAAUGUCAAUAUCACCAAUCUCACUUGCAUCAUGAGUGAUAUACUUUCUCUUCAGUCGCCUCCCGGCGAAUUCCAUUACUUCCCUCUCCUGCCGAAAGAGCUGCGCGAUAUUAUCUGGGAAUAUGCUGCCUUGCCUUUUGUGCCUGGAAUCCACUUCUUCAAUCUUCAAACAAUCAAGGAUCAAAGAAGCACGAAAUGUGUGCUGAGGGUGCCAUUGACGUCUGGUUUCACGGAUGGACUCGGGUUUGGCAAAAAUGCAUCCUCGUACCUAAAUGAUAUGUCGGUCUGGGACGCUUGCUGCGAAUCACGCCAACAUUUGAACGGUUUGCGAGCUAAGGAUCGGAUUGCUCAACAAGGCGGACACGUCUUGGCAGUCCCGAAUAUACUUGACGGACAGGAAUUACUGCCUUACAGUCCUCUGAACGGCUGGACUGUGGCUUCCGAGGAAGCAUGCCGGUGCUCGUACGGCUCCCAUGGUUCAAUGCGCAGAUUUCGCGAUGUUUAUCUAAAUCUGGAGCAAGACGUCAUCUGUCUGACGCUAGAUCUCAAUCACCUGACUUUCAGCCGAGACGGAGACGAGUUGCUGGAUAUACCCGAGUUGCGGGCUUUUAAGGACGACUUUCCUGUCCGAAGACUUGCACUACAAUACCACCCGGAAUGGGCCAGCGGUCUUGAAGGUCUCGAUUCGAGUCAAGAGGAUAUUCUCCAAGAUGUACUGCACAUGUUUGGGCAAUACUCACAUCUUCCAUUGUUGGAGUGUGUGUAUUUCAUAGAUUACCGCAUCACACCAAAGCAAGCAAUAGAGGCCCGUGCUGGCUCUUCCGGCAACACGGUGUUUCGAGGACGAGACAAGUCCUUCAUUGAAGUAACACGAAAUGACGACAGAUGGAGCCUUGCGGACGACCGACCUUUCCUUCUUGCCGAGGAACUGACUAACUCCCGCUCUAUCAGUCGAAGCUGGUAUCACGAAGGGUCUGAUGACGAAGGCCAGGACGUGGAGGGCACCAACGCGAUGAAACUGAUCGAGAAUUGCGCGAAUAAGUGGGGCUUGAACAAGGAUAAGGAGUGUCAGUUCAAGGUGCUGGCUUGUGUGCCUUGGAACUUAUGACACAACAAAGCCCAUGGCGUCAAGCUGAAAUAUGCGGACGACACAAUGUUUGAUAGAAACCUGUUUUGAAAUAUAAGGGUAUUCGAAGGCUUCUUUUCCAAAUCCAAGUGUCAAUCAUGGCGCACUCAUGUCUCCAGGUGUACAUACCACCUCCAUAGUUCGGGGCAGUUUGUACGUCACAACGCGAACAAUAUAGGGUAACAUAAAAAGAUAUCGGAUAGCUUAUUACGUUUGUUUAUGCAACACUCAGGUGGGGUAUGAUUGGAGUAAAAAAGAGUAUCUGCGUCCGGCAUCUGCGGGAGGCUGCCCAUAUGCAAAUCGCUGCCAGUUGAAGCAAAUGAAUAUGACUCAUGAACUCGGUUAUUCCGUUAAUCUCAUGCCUUUCAACAUCAAUAUUCAAUUCUGGCUUGAUAAAGU